Molecule: messenger RNA, 2868 nt
Organism: Setaria italica (foxtail millet)
Lineage: Eukaryota; Viridiplantae; Streptophyta; Magnoliopsida; Poales; Poaceae
Exons: 7
Coding region: 1762-2637 (291 amino acids)
Source: RefSeq, a predicted model, not a curated record
UUGUUAGGAUGGAAUUGGCUGGAAUUGGAAUUAAUUUCCAAAGUCAUCUUGUUUGGUUGCUCCCGGAAUUGGAAAGAGGGAUUCCUCAGGAUUCCAACUCUAUCUACCGCACAUUCCGACCCUAAAAAGAGGAAAUCGUUUCCUCGGUCCCGAGUCCCGACCGCGACUAUUCCUCUUUCCCCCCGCGCGCGCCGCCCCGACUCCUUCCCCUUGCGCCGCCGCCCACUUCCUCCGCCGCCCCCUCCUCCACUUCUCCGCCGCCCCCUCCUCCACUUCCUCCAUCGGCCCCCUCCUCCGCUGCCCCCUCCUCCGUCGACCCCCUCCAGAGCCGGCACAGAGUGCGCCGCCCGUGCACAGAGUGCGCCGCCCGUGCCGCUCCUCCGCGCGAGCAGCUUCUCGCCGGCGACCACACGCCACGCGAGGCUGUAGACAGAUCUGAGGGAAGGGAAGCAUAGGGACGGGAGGAGGAGGAGCUCGGCAGCUAUCCAUUUUACUCACUGGAAGAUCGACGUGCAUCACCAAUACUCCUGCCUUGCUACUGGUUAAGGCGUUGCUGGGCGGCUUCAAGAAGGGUGCAAGGAACUGAUAUGCUGAGGCAUUGAUACAUUAUGCCUGACAACAACAUAGACUUGGUUAAUACAAGCAUGGAGCAAAUGAGAGAGAUGAGUAGGAAAAAGAGAAAAAGGGUGGCUGCUUUAUUUGUUUCUGCUGUCAUGAGCAUGAUUGUGCACUGGUAUCAGCGUAAGAGACCUAGACAUAUUGUUGAUCCGAAUGAAGUGGUUGAGAGAGAUGUAGCUACACGCAAACAAAUGCUAAGAAAUCUGUACCAAGGAUCAAAUGUCUAUUGCUAUGAUAGUUUGCGCCUAACUAAGAGAUCAUUUUAUGACCUAUGUGCCAUCUUACGUGAGAGAUGUGGUAUGUGUGAUAACAAGAAUGUGUCGGUAGAAGAAAAGGUAGCAAUCUUUUUGCUUGUAGUGGGUCAUGGCACUAAGAUGAGGAUGAUUCGUAGCUCAUAUGGAUGGUCACUUGAGCCAAUCUGCCGUCACUUCAAUGAGGUGCUUAGAGGUAUUCUAUCAUUAUGCCAUGAAUUUAUCAAGCUUCCUGAUCCAUCAGCUGUACAACCUGAGGAUUCCAAGUGGAAGUGGUUUGAAGAUUGCCUUGGAGCAUUAGAUGGUACACACAUUGACGUUUUUGUGCCUUUAGCUGACCAAGGGAGGUAUAGGAAUAGGAAGCAACAGAUUACCACCAAUGUUUUAGGGGUUUGUGAUCGUCACAUGAAAUUUGUUUACGUCUUAGCGGGAUGGGAAGGAUCAGCUUCAGAUUCACGUGUGCUACGUGAUGCAAUGUCUCGGGACGAUGCAUUUGUUAUUCCAAGUGGGAAAUACUAUCUAGUAGAUGCGGGAUACACCAAUGGACCGGGCUUUCUUGCUCCAUAUCGAUCCACUCGCUACCACUUGAAUGAGUGGGCUGCUCAAGGGCAUAACCCAUCCACUGCCAAAGAACUAUUCAAUUUGCGCCAUUCAACUGCUAGAAAUGUGAUAGAGAGAACAUUUGGGCUAUUGAAGAUGAGGUGGGCUAUACUAAGAAGCAACUCAUAUUUUGACUUGCAAAAUCAGAUUAGGAUCAUUAAUGCUUGCUGCAUAUUGCACAACUUUGUAAUUGAUAGACAGAGAGAUAUGGAUGAUUUACUUAUACACCAAGUUGAUCAAGUAAUAUCUUUUGAACCUCAUGAAGUUCAAAGUGAAGUGGGUAUGAUUACCAAUGUUCAAUCAACAAAUGAAUGGAGCAAUUUUAGGGAUACCAAAGCUAACCAAAUGUUUGCUGAUUACCAAGCAAGACGUGGUCAAUGAUAUGGAGAAGGGCAAGAAGUCAGGCUCGGGCAGGGGUUACAUUUCUUGGAAUGAUGACAUGGACAAGGCUCUUCUUGACACAUUUGUGGAGUACUAUAACAAGGGUGACAGAUGCCAGAAUGGGUGGAAGUCUCAUGUCUAUACAACUGCUAUCAAGAAUGUCCGAGAAAAGUGUAAUGUGGAUAUCUCAAAAGACAAUAUCAUGGCGAGGAACAAGACCUUUGACAAACACUACACUAUCAUCAAUGGUAUGCUGGAAUCAAGUGGAUUUGGUUGGGAUUGGAACAAAAAUAAAAUAUCUGUUGAUAGUGAUGCUGUAUGGGAAGAAUAUGUGGCGAAAAACAAAGAAGCUUCUGGUUAUAGGCACAAGACUGUCUUGUACUGGGACUCAAUCAGCUUGGUGUUUGGCAAAGACCAUGCUACCGGUGAAGCGGCAAGGACUGCAGCUGAGAGCUCAAAAGACAUGAGUAAGGAAGAUCUUAGUAACAAAGAGCCCACAUCAUCGGCAACUUCAGGAAGUUUAAAGAGGCAACGGUCAGGCGACUCUUUUACCUCUAUGAUGGCUGAAAAACUAGACAAGUUUGCUGAAGCACUAAAGGAGGAAGCCCCUAAAGGACCAACAUCAAAAGAAAUUCUAGACACACUGAAUGAAGUACAAGGAUUGGAUGAAGACACUUUGUUGGACCUAUUUGAUAUCCUGACCGGUGACGCACGCAAGUACGAGUCUCUGUUGGCGCUUCCAGAGAGGAUGAGGAAGAGGUGGCUUCUAAAACAGCUCAACAAGUGAAGAAACUAGUUCAUCUAUAUCAAGUGAUGGAUAAUAUCUAUUGAACUUGUAAUAAUAUGUAGCUCAUCUGAAAGUAUUAUCUUGUAUUUUAUCUGUAUUUUCCUAGCUGGAGGUAUGUAACUCGUGUAUGAUGUGGUUUUCUUCGAAAACAGUGCUAAGUAUUAGUCUGAAAACAGUGCUAAGUACUCAUCUUUAAUUCCUGAGAAAACAGUGCUAAGUACUCAUCUUUAA